This is a messenger RNA of Capsella rubella, 693 nucleotides long. RefSeq names its product MATH domain and coiled-coil domain-containing protein At3g58410. Gene Ontology annotation, molecular function: protein binding. Lineage: Eukaryota; Viridiplantae; Streptophyta; Magnoliopsida; Brassicales; Brassicaceae. The record is from RefSeq and is a predicted model, not a curated record.
AUGGUAUCCACACCACCAACUGAGGUUUUCGCUGAACUCCGCUUCUUUGUCUACAACAAGAAGAAAAACAAGUAUUUUACUAUUCAAGAUGUACAAGUAAAGCGGUUCAAUGCGCUCAAAAUGGUGUGGGGAUUGCAACAAGUGCUUCCAUAUGAUACAUUUAUUAACCCUGAGGAUGGAUACAUCUUUGAGGGAGGUCAAUGUGAGUUUGGUGUUGAUGUUCUUGUUGCUCCGCCUCUUACCAAUUGGGAGAUCAUUUCUUUUGAUGAGAAAAUCCCUAAUAAGUUCUCUUGGACUCUUGAGAAUCUUUCUAAGUUGAAAGAGACUGUUUACACAUCCAAAAGUUUUCAAUUGGGAGGAAGGAAAUGGAUUCUAAAGCUGCAUCCGAAGGGUGACUCUAUAUCAGAUGGCAAACAUUUAUCCCUUUAUCUUCAUUUAGCUGAUACUGAAACACUAAAAUCAGAUGAGAAGAUAUUCACGCAAGUACAUUUGCGAGUUCUAGACCCGCUUGGCUCCAAACAUAUGGGAUACCAAUUAAAACACUGGCACGAGAAAUCAAACUUGGGUUGGGGGUGGAAACACUUUUUGGCUUUAGCUGAACUUCGGAAGACUUACUUGGACAAAGACGACACUUUGAAUGUUGUGGCCGAAUUCAAAAUUGUUUCUGCAACCAAAUACUCUCACAUCAUCUAA